CCCGUCUGCGUGCGCAUGCGCAGAGGCGGCCGCUCCGUGACGCGCCGUGACACCGGCGCCGUGCUGGAGUUUGACGUGGCACUCUCGGCACGCGACUCAACAUCAGCGGAGGACAGGACGCAGCUCAUCGGUUUCCUCCAGGUCACCCUUUUUUGUCCCAGACUGGAAUGAAAGAGGUAUAACGCACACGUGUAUAUAUAUAUAUAUAUAUAUAUAUAUAUAUAUAGAUGAGUCAGCAAGGUUAUGUUGCCGCCCCUCCGUACUCCCAGGCCCAGGCGGGAAUAGGGGGGUACUCUGCAGGUUUUGGGGGCCCCCCGCCUCAGUCGCAUUAUGGUGUGUAUGGAUCUCCACCACAGGGUUACUCCGCCCCUCCGACAGGUGCGCUCAAGCCUCCCGCCUCCUCUUCUUCUGGGAUGCCUACACCGCCAGUAUCCGGCCAGUAUGGUGCUAACAUUCAGCAAAAUGGAGCCCAUACUCACAGUUUUCCUCCUCCUGUUGCUUCAGCUUCUUCCAUGUCUGCUUAUGGACAGCCUCCUCAAAGUGCUUUUCAUAGUAUGGCACAAGCCCCGCCUCCAACUCAACAGCUGACCAAUCAAAUGAGUGCCAUGAACAUUGGAGGAUAUGGCCAAAGGCCCAUGCAGGCACCGCAGUCUCCUUCCAGCUCAGCAGCGCCACAACAGUUUCAAACAUCUCCACCAGCAGCAAUGGGACAUCCACCCCUUUCUCCACCAGGACAGCAGCUGCCCUCUCUUGGAUCUCCUCCACCAAUGGGAAUGUCUGGCCCACCUGGACCAGGUGUCCAUCAGCCACCACUGGGACCCCAAGGCUAUCCACAGCAACCAGGGAGCCCGAUGUCAGGCUCGUAUGGUGCGCAAAUGGCAGGACCACAGAUGGCCGGGCCACAGUCAGGAGCUUUUCCAGGAGGCUUUCCUGGAGGUCCAGCACAAAUGGCAGGCCCUCCUCAGAAGAAGCUGGACCCAGACUCCAUUCCAAGCACGACGCAAGUGAUCGAGGACGACCAGGCUAAGAGAGGAGGCCAGGUGUAUGUCACAAACAUCAGAGGUCAGGUGCCUCCGCUGGUCACCACAGACUACACAGUGCAGGAUCAAGGGAAUGCCAGCCCGAGGUUCAUGCGGUGCACGACGUAUUCUUUCCCCUGCACUGCUGACCUUGCAAAGCAGUGCAAAGUGCCUCUGGCAACCAUUAUCAAGCCCUUCGCCACCGUGCCCAAAAAUGAGACUCCUCUCUACGUUGUAAAUCACGGCGAGACUGGACCGAUCCGCUGCAACCGUUGCAAGGCCUACAUGUGUCCUUACAUGCAGUUUAUCGACGGAGGACGACGGUACCAGUGUGGUUUCUGCAGCUGCGUUAAUGAAGUUCCAGCUCAGUAUUUCCAGCAUUUGGAUCAUAUGGGGAGAAGAAUGGAUCUGUAUGAGAGACCUGAACUGUCUUUGGGCUCAUACGAGUUCAUUGCCACACUGGAUUACUGCAAGAAUAAUAAGCCUCCUAAUGCUCCUGCCUACAUCUUCAUGAUCGAUGUCUCCUACAACAACAUAAAAAGUGGACUUGUCAAACUAAUAUGCGAGGAACUGAAGACAUUGCUUGACCGACUUCCAAAAGAGGAUGGAGCUGAGGCUUCAGCGAUCAAAGUGGGUUUUGUCACCUAUAAUAAGAUCCUGCACUUCUAUAAUGUGAAGAGCGCUCUGGCCCAGCCGCAGAUGAUGGUGGUCUCUGAUGUGGCCGAGAUGUUUGUACCACUUCUCGAUGGAUUCCUCGUCAACUUCCAGGAGUCUCGAGCUGUUAUCAACAACCUAUUAGAUCAGAUCCCCGACAUGUUUGCUGACACCAAUGAGAGCGAGACUGUUUACGCCCCAGUCAUCCAAGCUGGUGUGGAGGCACUAAAGGCCGCUGAAUGCAGUGGCAAACUCUUCAUCUUUCAGUCCUCCAUCCCAACAGCAGAGGCUCCAGGAAAACUGAAAAACAGAGAUGACCGAAAACUAGUGGGUACAGAAAAGGAGAAGACUCUGUUCCAGCCUCAGCGGGGUGUGUAUGAGCAGCUGACCAAAGACUGCGUGGCGCAGGGCUGUUGUGUCGACCUCUUCCUGUUUCCUAACCAGUUCGUGGAUAUAGCCACGAUGGGCGACGUGCCGUCACACACCGGCGGCUCCAUCUACAAGUACAGCAACUUCCAGGUGGAGGCGAACGGUCAGCAGUUCCUCAGCGACCUCAGGAGAGACGUGGAGAAGUCCAUCGGCUUCGACGCCAUCAUGAGAGUCCGUACCGGCACAGGCUUCAGGGCGACGGAUUUCUUCGGUGCCGUGUACAUGAACAACACUACAGAUGUGGAAAUGGCCGCAGUGGACUGUGAGAAGGCCGUGACGGUGGAGUUCAAGCAUGACGACACGCUCAGCGAGGAGUCUGGAGCGGUGAUGCAGUGCGCUCUGCUCUACACCACCAUCGGUGGACAGAGGAGGCUAAGAAUUCACAACCUCAGUCUGAACUGCAGCUCUCAGCUCUCUGAACUCUACAAGAGCUGUGAGACGGACGCCCUCAUCAACUUCUUCGCCAAGUCAGCGUAUCGUGCCAUGCUCAACCAGCCUCUGAAGACGGUGAGGGAGAUCCUGGUCAACCAGACGGCCCACAUGCUGGCCUGCUACAGGAAGAACUGCGCCAGCCCCUCAGCAGUCAGCCAGCUAAUCCUGCCCGAUGCCAUGAAGGUGUUUCCGGUCUACAUGAACAGUCUGUUGAAGACUCCGGCUCUGGUGGGCAGCACUGAGCUCUCCACGGAUGACCGGGCCUUCUACAGACUCCUGGUCAAUGCGAUGGGUGUAGAAGAAACGCAGGUCCUGCUCUAUCCACGCCUCGUCCCGCUGCACACUGUGGAUGUGUCCAGCGAGGCCAUCCCGGCUCCGGUGCGCUGCUCCGAGGAGCGUCUCAGUGAGUCCGGCAUCUUCCUGCUGGAAAACGGGCUCUCCAUGUUCCUCUGGCUGGGACAGGCCUGUCCGCCCGACCUCGUCCAGAACCUCUUCGGCGUGCCCUCUCUAGGCCACCUGUCCUCAGAAGGGCCCGCGUCAUUACCUGUGCUGGAUAAUGCUCAUUCCAGGAAGAUCCAUUCGAUCAUCUCUAGCAUUUCACAGCAGAGGUCCACGUCCAUGAAGCUGCUGAUAGUGAAGCAGAAGGACCGGGCCGAGAUGUUGUUCCGUCAGCACCUGGUGGAGGACAAGGGUCUUCACGGAGGAGCGUCUUACAUGGACUUCCUGUGCUACGUCCACCGCGAGAUCAGACAGCUGCUUACUUAACUCACACACACUCACACACACGCACACACACACACACAGUCCUCUUCUCAUAUAACCUCUACUGCUGCCUAUGAUACACAACCAAACUCUCUUUCUGCAGUCGAGUGCGAACUUUCUGCUUUAUUCCUCGGUGUUUGGCGGGAGGGAAACGUCUUGAGAUGCGCCACAUCUCCCGUUCUAUAUCGAGAGAUCGUCUCAGUCACUCCUCUAGAUUACUUUUACUAAAGGGAAACAUUUCUUUGAAUCCUUAAUGCAGCAAAAAGAAUAAAUGGACUCAUAAUGUCUGGAUUUAAGUGGAAAGUAGGUUUUUUUUCUUUUUUUUAAUGAUAAAUCGGUGCAAUGUCUAUUAAAUUAAUAGACUGAUUUGAGACUGGAUAUAUACAGUCUAUACAAAGCAUGCUCUUUUUUUUUUCUUCAUUUUAUGACUUCAGGGAUGAAAACAUCACACACAACUGAAUUCUACUCUACUCUUGCAAUUGCAUUGCUGUGUCUGCUAUCCCAUUUUUUUCCCAAGCAACAUCUUUGUCUUAAUUUAAUUUUUUUACUCAACUUUAUUUUGCGCACCAAUACUUCAAAAUAUUUAAAGGGACGCCGCUGCUUUUUACCAUCUUGUCCAUAAUAUGCAUAAAACGAACUAUACUUUUUUUUUGUAGUGAAGAGUUUAACUAUUAGACCUUCAAAUAAUAAUCCGAACGUCGACAUUAAAGGCGGAACGUCUCUUAUUUUGUUGCAGUUAAAGCCAGUAAUUAUUCGUUAUUCUUAACUUCGUACAGUUUUGGUCUUUGAAGCAUUUCCAAUCUGAUAUGUUUUAUAACAUAAGCAAUGAUUAUAAUGAAUUUGCCUUAUUUUUUUCUGACUUUUAAUGGUACAUCUCUGGACCAAUACUGUAUAUUUUCUUACAGUUUGAGAUGGAUUAUAAGGACUCGUGAGCAACUAUACCUCAGGUCACGUGCAUCUAGCCUUUGUACCUGUUCAUUAGUGCUUUGGAAACUAAACGCGUGUGGUUCUUCUAUUGAACACAGAAAGGAUUCAUUUCUGGAAGCUGAGGGCAGCCUGUCAUGUACAUUUCAAUAUAAAACCUUUAUACAGCCGUUUUUGAAUAAAGGUGUAGUCCCUGUUAACCUUGAAA
Puntigrus tetrazona (Sumatra barb) is the source of this 4428-nucleotide messenger RNA. It is a transcript of the gene sec24d, whose product is annotated as SEC24 homolog D, COPII coat complex component. Gene Ontology annotation, cellular component: endoplasmic reticulum exit site; COPII vesicle coat. Lineage: Eukaryota; Metazoa; Chordata; Actinopteri; Cypriniformes; Cyprinidae. Bases 228 to 3299 code for a protein of 1023 amino acids. Gene Ontology annotation, molecular function: SNARE binding; zinc ion binding. The record is from RefSeq and is a predicted model, not a curated record. Gene Ontology annotation, biological process: COPII-coated vesicle cargo loading; intracellular protein transport; endoplasmic reticulum to Golgi vesicle-mediated transport. The transcript is spliced from 23 exons.